Molecule: messenger RNA, 2229 nt
Organism: Rotaria socialis
Lineage: Eukaryota; Metazoa; Rotifera; Eurotatoria; Philodinida; Philodinidae
Source: the annotation of a GenBank genome assembly
AUGUCUAAUAGUGAAUUCAAAGCACGUGCACUCUAUGAGUUUGCUGCUGAAGGUCCCAAUGAACUCAGCUUCAAUGCUAAUGAUAUUCUUACAAUUACAUCAAAUACAGCUGGACAUGGCUGGUGGUAUGCAAAAAGUGCAUCGGGUAAAGUUGGUGUGAUCCCACAAAAUUAUGUUGAAGCAUUAAGUGAUCUACCAGAACCCAAUGAACCACCACCACCGCCAUUAUCAUCCUUUUCAAAUCCUGCUAAUGUUUAUUUCAAUAGAGAUCUUACAAAUACGAAUUUUAAUACUUCGAAAACAUCAAUACCAACAUUUGAUCCACCGCAAUACAUGAAUCCGACUACGUAUAGUAAUUGGCAAUCACAAGAUCCACCAGCAUGGUCACCACCAAUAACAGCACAGUCUAAUCAAGUAGCUGAACAAACACUAACUAAUUCUAGUCAACCUUUAAAAAUUUGUACAGAAUCUGAGAAAAAAUUAGCCAACAAUGUAUUUAUAUCAGAUGAUACAGACAAUGGAUACAUCACUGUCGCAGAUCUGUCACCGAGACUUAUUUUGAUGUCCAAUACAUAUUCAAAAUCUCCAGAACUAACUAAUUUAUCAGACGAUAUUUAUGAAUAUCUUGAAACUCCGAGACCGAUGCCGUCAAUGUCAAAUCAUAUAUCCCCAUUUUACUUUCCAAAUAUUUCAUUACCUUUACCACAACAAUCGACAAUAUCGAACAAUUAUUUAAUUCCAGUCUCAUCAUCAGAAGAACUACAUAUAUAUAAUACAAUAGAUGAUGUCGGAAUUAGUCAUUCGCAGAUACUACAUAAUAAAUCGAAAACAAUGUCUUUACCAAUGCGUCCAUUGUCAAGAAGAGAUACGGAUUCUGAUGAUAGCUUUAGUGAUUCGGAAUGUCCACCAUCAUCACAACAAGCAACAAAUUCGAAUACACUAUCAAAACAAAAUUCAUUUAAAAACACAGCAACGUUAACACCGCAUUCAACAUCACCAUAUCCUAAUAGUAGAAGUUCAUUUACUGGAGGUGAGGUUAAUAAACCUCCUCCACGCGCUCGAUUUUUUGAUAAACAUGGCUUGGACAAUUAUUUAUUAAAUGGAUCGAAAGCGAAACCUGAGGAGCAUGUUGAAAUAGCCUACGAUGAGAACGAUGGUGGUGUUUGUUGGGCACGUAAUCUUACGCUGCCACCAUUCAACUGUCGAGUAGAAGAACCAUCGAAAGGAACAAAAUUAGGAGGAUUGAAGGCUUUUACGGAAUAUAAAGUGAUUACAGAUAUUCCAGGAAGUCACUUCGUUCUCAGACGUUACAAACAAUUCGAUUGGUUACAUGAGCAACUGGUUAAUAAAUUUCGUUUCAUUUGCAUUCCACCAUUGCCGGAAAAACAAAUAGCUGGGCGAUUCGAUCAAGAAUUUGUUGAAGAACGUCGACGACAACUUGAGUUAUGGCUUAAUCGUGUAUGUCGUCACCCAGUGCUCUGUGCUUCGUAUGCUGUUCAACAUUUUAUUGCAUGUGACGCCAAUGAUAAAAAUAAAAAAGAUUGGAAAGGAGGAAAACGAAAAGUUGAAAAGGAUGAAUUACGUGAAGCAUCAUGGCUUCAGUGUGUUACGCUGACAAAUACAGGAUUAUCUGAGUCACAAAUCGCUGCACAAAUCGAAACUUUUGCCCAACAACAACCAGGCCUUGAAUCACACUUGAAAAGUCUAAAUCAAGGUUUAAUAAAAUAUCUCGAAAGACAAACGGAAGUUUACGAACGAGAUAUUCUACGAGUGAGCGACCUUUUUUCGAAAGUUUAUGGAGCUGUUCACGUAGACACGACUACAGCUGGCAAUAAAGAACUUUCAAGUUCAAUAUCGAAAAUAAGUGGAUCGUAUGGUGAAAUAGCUGACUUAUACAAAACUAAAGCAACUGCAGAUCUACGAGAUUUUAUUGAACGUAUUCAAGAAUAUAUUGGACUUUUGGCUUGCUUUCCAUCAAUACUAAGUAUACAAAAAAGUGCAUCAGAGUUCAUAAAAACUCUUCAACAACGUGCCGCAUCAUCUGAUUUUACCAAUGCUAUUCAUCGUGGUCUUGUACUCAACCAUGUUGUUCUAGCCGAAGUCAAUUUUUUUCAAAAGGAAAAAGUUACUGAUUUUAAAGUAUACAUGAAAGGACUCGUCGAUAAACAGACUGAAUUCUAUGAAAAAGUCUCAACUUCAUUGCGUGAUGCAUCGUUAUCAUUCAAAUAG